This is a messenger RNA of Harpia harpyja (harpy eagle), 831 nucleotides long. RefSeq names its product acyl-coenzyme A thioesterase THEM4-like. The transcript is spliced from 5 exons. NCBI's taxonomy places the organism in Eukaryota, Metazoa, Chordata, Aves, Accipitriformes, Accipitridae. The coding region runs from base 40 to 582 and encodes 180 amino acids. The record is from RefSeq and is a predicted model, not a curated record.
CGGGACUACGCGGUGCCCAACGGCGGCUGGAGCGAUGCUAUGCGGCAGCAGUAUCGGCGCCUCCUCGCCAUGGCUGCCACUGGGGCCUGGGCACGGCUCCCCUCCUACUGCAGCGCCCACCAACACCUCCCGGAGGUGCCAGCGAUGCCGGGGGACACGCGGCUCUUCCUCCGCGCCAUUGAGGGUGCCGGCGUCGGCUUUGAAUACGCCAUGUUUCUCAACGCCGCCGAGUGCCACCCGCUCUGCCUCUUCCAGCCUGGCCCCUACCUGGAGGGACACCCCGGCCUGACCCACGGCGGCGCCAUCACCACCAUCAUCGAUGGCACGCUGGGGACCUGCGCCCUGGCGGUGGCCGGGAAGGUGAUGACGGCCAACCUCAGCAUCGACUACCUGGUCCCCGUCCCGCUGGGUGCUGCGGUGCUACUGGACGGCCGUGCCGAGCGGCUGGAGGGGCGCAAGGUUUUCCUCUCCUGCCACGUCCAGAGUGCCGAGAGGGACACGCUGCAUGCUCGGGCCACCGGUCUUUUCAUCUGGCUGGACCCCACUAAGCACCGGACGCGGGAGGAGGACGGUGGCCGGUAGCCAUCCCCGGUCACCCCGUGUGUAUGUCCCCACUGUGUCCCCCCCCGUGUGUCCCCCCCACCUCAGUUUCCCCAGGUGGGGCUGCAGGGGGCCACAAGCACCAGCUCCACUGCAGAUCACCCCUGGUGUCCCUGGUGUUUCUGUGGGCUUCAGCCGUGUCCCCGGGGGUCACAGGUGGGACCCCAUGGCCAGGAUGGUCCCCCGUGGGGGAGGGGGGGUAGGGACCCCUUUGGGACCCCCCCCCACACG